AUUGAAUUAUCUUGCUGAUCCCCUUUUUAUGUGCCUGGUGUGUUACGAUCUAAAAUUGACCACCAUUUUCCGCUCGGAGUAUUGACAACUUAACUCACCAUUUUCUUUCCAUUUUGUUUGUUUGGACCAGAUUCCUACUGCUCUAAAUUUCCAGCAACUGGACGAUCACGAAACAAGAAAAGAAAUAAAGAUCCAACGACUUAUACCCUGGAGAGACGAAGACGAACAACAUAUACAUAAUUACCAGGAUCGCAACAUACAGCCACCAUGUCUGUAGUUGGCGUUGAUUUUGGUUCGAUGAACACCGUCAUCGCGGUUGCCCGUAACCGCGGUGUCGAUGUGAUCACGAACGAGGUUUCCAACAGGGCCACACCAUCUCUGGUUGGCUUUGGCCCCAAGAACCGCUACCUCGGAGAGGCCGCCAAGACACAAGAAAUCUCCAACCUUAAGAACACAGUCGGCUCCCUGAAGCGCCUCGCCGGCCGCCGACUCAACGAACCAGAUGUCCAGCUCGAGCAACAGUACAUCUCGGCGCCCCUGGUCGACGUCAACGGCCAGGUUGGUGUUGAGGUGACAUAUCUGGGCAAGAAAGAGAAGUUCACCGCCACUCAACUUGUUGCCAUGUACCUCGCCAAGAUCAAGCAGACGACGGCGACAGAGACUAAACUGGCAGUGUCAGACCUGGUCAUGAGCGUACCGGCAUGGUUCACAGACGUUCAGCGCCGCGCGCUGAUAGAUGCCGCUGAGAUCGCUGGCCUCAAGCUGCUCCGUCUUAUCAACGACACGACCGCCGCCGCUCUCGGCUACGGUAUCACCAAGCUCGACCUGCCUUCUGCCGAGGAGAAGCCGCGCCGGGUUGCAUUUGUCGAUGUCGGUUACAGCGACUACGCCGUGUCGAUCGUCGAGUUCAAGAAGGGCGAGCUUGCCGUCAAGUCGACGGCUUUUGACCGUCACUUCGGUGGCAGGAACUUCGACAAGGCUCUCGUCGACCACCUGCAAAAGGAGUUCCUCGGCAAGUACAAGAUCGACAUCUUCUCGAACCCCCGCGCCACCUCGCGUGUCUUUGCCGCUGCCGAGAAGCUCAAGAAGAUCCUGUCCGCCAACCAGCAGGCGCCGCUCAACAUCGAGUCGCUGAUGAACGACAUCGACGUGUCUGCUAUGAUCACUCGUCAAGAGUUCGAGGCCAUGAUUGAGCCCAUUCUGCCCCGCGUUGAGGAGGUUCUUCAGCAGGCUCUUGCCGAGGCCAAGCUGACUGUCGAUGACAUUGACGUCGUCGAGCUUGUCGGAGGUGGUUCUCGUGUGCCUGCCAUCAAGGAGCGCGUUGGUGCUUUCUUCAACAAGCCCCUGUCUUUCACUCUUAACCAGGACGAGGCUAUCGCCAGGGGUUGUGCUUUCAGCUGUGCUAUCCUGUCCCCCAUCUUCAAGGUCCGCGACUUUGCCGUCCAGGACGUCAUUAGCUACCCGAUCGAGUUUGCCUGGGAGAAGGCCCCCGAUAUCCCGGAUGAGGACACGAGCCUCGUUGUCUUUAACAAGGGCAACCUCAUGCCUUCCACCAAGAUUCUCACCUUCUACCGGAAGCAGCCCUUCGACCUCGAGGCCAGGUACGCUAAGCCUGAUGAGCUGCCCCAGACCGUGAACCCCUGGAUUGGCCGCUUCUCAGUCAAGGGUGUCCAGGCCAACGGAGGACAGGAUGAUUUCAUGAUCUGCAAGCUCAAGGCGCGUGUAAACAUUCACGGGAUCCUGAACGUGGAGAGCGGUUACUACGUGGAGGACCAGGAGGUUGAGGAGCCGAUUCCUGAGGAGGGUGACAAGGAUCCGAAUGCGAUGGAGACGGACGGUGCCAAGGACGGAGACGCCAAGCCCAAGAUGCGCAAGGUCAAGAAGCAGGUUAGGAAGGGUGAGCUGCCAAUCGUUGCCGCCACUCAGUCGCUCGACCCCAACGCCAAGAACACGCUCCUCGAGCGCGAGGCCGCCAUGGCUUCGGAGGACAAGCUUGUCUUCGACACCGAAGAGAAGAAGAACGAGCUCGAGACGUACAUCUACGACAUCCGCAACAAGUUGGAUGACCAGUACGCCGAAUUUGCGAGCGAAGAGGAGAAGGACAAGAUCCGUGCUCGGUUGAGCGAGACUGAGGACUGGCUGUACGAUGAGGGUGAUGACACCACCAAGGCUGUAUACAUUGCAAAGAUGGACGAGAUUAGGGCCAUGACUGGCCCCAUCGUUCAGCGUCACUUCGACAAGGUUGAGCAGGAGAGGCAGGAGUUGCAGGCACGUCUCGACGCCGAGGCAGCAGCUAAGAAGGCCGCCGAGGAUGAGCGCAAGGCCGCUGAGGCACAAAAGGCCGACGCUCCCGAGACGAAGGAUGAGGACAUGACGGAUGCGGAUGCUAAAGCUAAUGGCGCAUAAAAAAGCAGACAGAAGUUUGUAGAGUCGGAAUGAAGUUAUGACUUUGGGAACAUACUGCGGGGGGGCUGGGCUUUUUUCUCUUUAUCGGUUCUUUUUCUUUUUAUCCUCUAACCCACGGGGAGAAUAACUUCCGUGUAUCAUUUUCUUUUUCAGAACCCAACGAACGACCACACAUCCCGGAAGACAAGUACGAAACUUAGAUAGAAAAGAGAUGGUUUUUUAUGGA
Molecule: messenger RNA, 2632 nt
Organism: Pyricularia oryzae 70-15
Lineage: Eukaryota; Fungi; Ascomycota; Sordariomycetes; Magnaporthales; Pyriculariaceae
Product: hsp88-like protein
Exons: 7
Coding region: 268-2406 (712 amino acids)
Biological process (GO): protein folding
Cellular component (GO): nucleus; cytosol
Molecular function (GO): ATP-dependent protein folding chaperone; ATP binding
Source: RefSeq, a predicted model, not a curated record